Molecule: messenger RNA, 1152 nt
Organism: Cordyceps fumosorosea ARSEF 2679
Lineage: Eukaryota; Fungi; Ascomycota; Sordariomycetes; Hypocreales; Cordycipitaceae
Product: Mss4-like protein
Exons: 1
Coding region: 1-1152 (383 amino acids)
Molecular function (GO): carbon-sulfur lyase activity
Source: RefSeq, a predicted model, not a curated record
AUGACAGACUCCAAUGACGUUGAAAUAGGCGUGCAUUGUCUGUGCAGCUCACACGCCUUUUCGGUGUCACUCCCCGCUGCCGAGCUGCCACUGACCGCCGUCUGCUGCCACUGCAAUGAAUGCCGUCACCUCACGGGUGCCAUGUACACCUGCGCUGUCGAGUGGCCAGGCUCAUCAGAGGCCAUCCUGAGCUCCUCUCUUCAGCGAUACGCGUACGCCAGGAACUCGUUCUUGUUGUUCUGCGGGACGUGUGGGACGCCAGUGUUUGCGCAGCAGAUACGCCAAGGCGUGGCUUCCGAUGUCUUUUACGUGGCGGCGGGCUUACUGCCGAACUUGAACGUCGACAUGCUGCGGAUUGCGCAGCACCUCUGGGUGGGGGACACGUUGGAUGGCGGCGCUUCCGUCUUCAUGCAGAAGCUGAUCGGGGCUUCGCAGCCGGUCCCUCGCUGGCGCAAAGGUCACGGUGAGGCGGAUGGGCUGCUCGAUCGUGACUGGCCAUCGCAAGCGUCUCAUCAGCAAGCGGUCGAGGACUGCUCCUCGCACGACAGCGUGCGCAUCCGAUGCCUCUGCAAAGGCGUCGACUUCACGCUGCUGCGCGGCGACGACGGGUUCGCGGCGCUCAAGGCGCAGGGCCGACUGCCCGGGUGGGUGAAUCCCGCCACACUGAAGCCCGUCGCCGCCUACGACGCGUGCGACAGCUGCAGGUUCAUGGUCGGCGCGCCCAUGAUGCACUGGACGUUUGCCAGGGUCGCACAGCUCCGCUUCGCCGGAUGUCAUCGGGGCCAUGGCGACUUCCCUGCCAGCACGCUCCGUCUCAAGGAGGCCGUCCGGGCGGCCGCGGACGCUCGCUUCGGCACCCUCGCCUUCUACGAAAGCUCGCCGGACGUCCAGCGCUACUACUGCUCGCGCUGCUCCGCGAGCGUCUUUUACGCGGUGGAUGAUUUGCCGGACCAGGUCGACAUUGCCAUGGGUUUGCUUCACGCAGCAGAGGGCUCUCGGGCCGAGUCCUGGGUUGAGUGGGAAUGGGGAGGCCUGGGGCACAAGGGCGACACUGUCGGCGGCUGGAGGGAAGGUUUCGGCAAAGCAAUCCAGGCGGAAUCCGAAGAAUGGCGAGUUGCUAAAGGGCUGCCAAAGGGGCAUCGGUUUCAGUAG